Molecule: messenger RNA, 8924 nt
Organism: Daphnia pulex (common water flea)
Lineage: Eukaryota; Metazoa; Arthropoda; Branchiopoda; Diplostraca; Daphniidae
Gene: Eip75B
Product: nuclear hormone receptor E75-like
Exons: 7
Coding region: 4352-7210 (952 amino acids)
Biological process (GO): hormone-mediated signaling pathway; positive regulation of transcription by RNA polymerase II; cell differentiation
Molecular function (GO): zinc ion binding; RNA polymerase II cis-regulatory region sequence-specific DNA binding; nuclear receptor activity
Source: RefSeq, a predicted model, not a curated record
UCGAACUGAGGUGAUUAAAAAGAGUCCUGAUAAAGGAACGAAAAAGUGUGUCUGUGUCUGUGAGUUGCCAAACAGCUUUAUUUUAAAGCUGCGACUCACAGAUGUGGCCGUCAGUCGGUUGUUACCCAAUCAUAUAGUCGGUAUCAGUCGUGUGCAUUUGUAUUUUGCCCUAUUUUUCACGGCCUCGGGGUGACUGCCCGCUCGUUCCCUGACGUCACUAUCUGCGACAGCGCAAUCUGCUUUUAUUUAUCAUCAUCUUACCGAUCAGCGACACAUUUUCGGUCUGUUCCUUUAUUGGAACUGAAACACGCACAGAGUUUUGUCCAGUCCGUUUAUUAUGAAUUCCAGAUUCGGGCAAAACAGGCGAUUGGAUGAAAGUCUUUUUUUUUUUGGUUCCCUUUUAUUAUUUUGUCGGAACAAAUAAAUACAACUUAUGUCAGGGCUGUUUGAGAGAGGGGUUCGAUGUAGGUCACUUUCGCUAUAAGCGCACUCGCCUGGUUCAUCGAACUCUUGGCCACCCGAUGACGUCAAAGCGACCCCCCAACCCCACUCUGUUUGGUUUGCCGAUCUUUUUUCGCGAACCAGUUUAUCGAUCGACCGCUAGAUGGCAUCACUUCCCAUUUCUAAAAAAGAAUCCCCCCCAAUGGGUGGGAACGUGCACGAGGUGAAUGGACACAUUUGUGUGUGACUGGGGAGUCUAGCCACCGCCUCCUCCUUUUUUUAAAAAAGAAACUGGGGGGAAAGGCGGAGCCAACUCACAGGGGUACUGGAUCGAUUCGGAGGUCGUCGCCCGACAAGUAGGUCACGGCCAGCUCCCUCCGGGGCAAUGGUCUCCCCCCAAGUAGCGCACGAGGCUAUCGCAGUGCACUGCACUCUCUCCUCUUUCCUUUUUUUUUCCAGCUUGGCUUCGACCGACCGACGAGAGGGGGGGAUGAAUUCUAAAAACAGGAAUUUUUUUUUCCUUUUUCCUGUCUUGUGUUUUUGUCGGCCUCGUACGUACAUAGGGGGGAGAAUCUAGUUCAAUCCUCCCCCUCAAACAAGGGAAAGUUACGUUAGGGUAACAACCGAAAAUUUAGGGGCUCCUAAAAAUAUUCCAAAUUCUUUUCGAGAGAAAGUUGUUGCAACCCCCCCACUUGUCUACGUAAAAAUAACCCACACACAUGGCAAAUAUAAUUUCGUGCUAAAGAACUUUAUCGAUGACACGUUUAUACACGUGUUUUUUCGGGGGAAAAAAAGGAAAACCGAAAGUUUUUCGUUCAAAAUGUUCUUCGACUCGUAUUGAACAAGGAGUCGUUUUAAGCAAAGCUUUUCCAGUGUGUUUGGGGGGGGGGGAUUGUUUUUCCUUCUUUUCUGGAUGUGUCAAAAGUCAGUAGUUCACUAGGUUCAAGGAUAAAAGUAGAAAUGUUUUGGGCAAGUUGUGAUUAACAGGAUUAUUCCGGAACAGAGAGACUGAAAAAGCUGGGCCAUGAGAAAAACUUUCUGGGGAGGAUAUAAGUCAAAAUCAAAAACACAACAAUUUUAUCCGUCGAGGUCAGGCGGUCAUUGGCCCAUUCUUGUUAGUCCCCCCCAACCGUAUCGAUACCCUUUUUGUGUGUGUCUGUCCUCGAUGAAUAUUCAAAUAAGAUAAGAAGUGAACGACAUCUGACCGAGGCUAAAAGAAAGGGAAAUAAGAAACAAAAUAAAUCCAAGUCAAAAGGAAAUAAAAGAACAGUUUUGUUUGUUUGUCUGUUUUUUGAAGUAAAAAGUUGACAAUAGAAAUGGAAAAAAAGAAAAAAAAAAAGAUGCGAACGACCGUGACUGAACUCGAGUGAACCAGGUAGUUGUGUGUGUGUGUGGAGUUUGCGGGACUUGAGCGCCGCCGCUGCCACCCGGCGGGAACGACCGCAAUCAACCCCGCACACACACACACACACACACACACUAGCCCAAAAGUUAUUUAGUAUCAACUCUUUUUCUUUAUUCUCCACUCUCUCGGCCAUGCACGCGUUCUCGAAACCAAAAACCGUAAAACGUAUUGUCCCAAUGUUAUACACUGCCUCCAUUGAAAAUGGAUGUUUUCUUUCGGCACAGUACCGUUUCAGCUUUUGAUUAUUGCAAAUAAGUUUAAAUCCUACGAUUUUUGCGAUGAUGCUACAAGUUGAUUCAAAGAUUAACUUCUAUCAACUGUAAACCGAAUUACAAAAUAGCUUGUUUUCUGUAAAUGAGUUUCAACUUACUCAGAGCAAUUCAUUUGGUCCGAGUUUGUUAAUCAUAUCAAAGUAGAUGAAUCCAGAAAAAUGAGAAGUUGAUAGGUGGAAAUGGUGGCAAGUUGGUGGAUUGGUGUAAGUAGACUAUGGAGAUCAAUAAAAAGUUGGUCAAAGACUUUCGGUCAGAGACUUGACCGGUAAAAAGAGAGUGCAACGUCCAAACGAUGAAAGGGAAAAGCGCAGGUGUGUGUCGGUCACCCUCCCGGAGAAGAAAAAACCGUUACAUGUACGACGGGAUUUAUCGUCCAGCUGCGGGAAAAAAUAUAAAGAAUUUUCCCCAAAAAAAGUUUUGCUAACCAAGCCCGCCCCAAAGUCGUAAAGAAGAAAAAAACACCUUUCCUCUACCACCUAAAGAGUUGUGUGUGUGUGUGUAUAAUCAUAACAACGGCCGGCAACGUGAGCAGAGGACGUUCGGCCAAGGUGGUGCGUUGACCUCCUUCUCCUUUCCUCUUAGUACACAUUUCUUAUAGAGAUGUUGAUUCUUGUUAUCUGAAUUGUUUUUUGGUUUGGUUUUUUCUUCUUUUAUUUCUUCAUUGGGUAUUCCAAACGCCAAGUUGACAAAAUCCGGGGAAUAACGAAAGAACUGUCGCCAACGGUUGGUUUGUUUUAAUUUGGUAGUGUCAACACACUCCCGAAUUCAACUCCCGACAGAAGAUAAAAGAAAACAAUACGCAGACACUGGGGAUGUAAUUUAUUUUUUACGGGAGCGUAACGCGCUACCAGGCAGAUAACCCGUUACUUGUUGUUUUUCCCCUCAUUUCUUGGAACAACAGCGAAAAGGCAAAGCAGUUACACAUCUUAAAUUUAGAAAAAAAGAAAUAUAAAAGAUUUGAUGGGAAAUUAUUGGCUAAUACACAAUUCCUUUGAAUCCGGCCAAUGACCAAGUGCAACAACCCCUUUUGGCUUCUAGUUGUUGUUGUUGACAUUUGCUUCCAUUCAUCCGAAAUUGUUUUGUUGUUUUUUAGUUCAAUCAACCUGCUGAUUAACCCUCCUGUGAUUCUGUCGACCUUGAUUUGAAACAAGGUCACGAGAACCCCCCCAUUUAACUCUCGCUGGAAGCUCCUGGAAAGAAAAGACCAAUGAACCCGAUUCACCUUUUCUCAUGGCCUUAAUUUCGAACGAAACCAUCAACGAGUUUGACAUUUCCUACGUGAUGGUACACACGAGCAGACGAAGAAGAAAAACAUUUCAAGGCCAGAAAAUGGGUUUUUUGUUGUGUUAAAAAAAAAGAGUCUUUUGGGUAUCCGGAGAGUGAAGGACACACUAGUGGCCUCUUGUUUGAUUUAUCUCUUUUUUCUUCCUACCCAUGGACAGCAGCUCCCUUUUACCUGUUCUCACGACUUUUUAGACAAGGCUCCUUCUUAAAUGAUAAUCACGAUUCGACUGCUGCUGCUGCUGCGUGCUGCGGCACAACUCCCCAAGUUCAACGCCCGGCACGCAGGAGCAUUGGCACCGGCGGCUGAACGCCGAGUCUACCAGCCAGAGAGACUUAAAAAAACAAAAACCUUCUAUUUCCUUUUAUGAAUUUUUAUUAAUUCAACUGCUGCGCACCUUGACAUUGCAACAACGGAAACAAACUUUUUGAGUCAAUUUUCCUUGAAAUUGAAACUUGAAUUUUUCAGACGACAAAAUUUUUAUUUUAAUUCUUCUCUACCGUAAGUCGGAGAGAAAUGGACGAAAAGCGCAAAGUCGGCGUCGUGAGCGUGAAGCAGUUCAAGGUAGAUAACCUCUUGGAAACGGCGGCGGUUAUAGAACCCACCUCCUCGUCGUUUCCUUAUGGCCACCUCCUCCCUCCUCCUCCUGCUUCUUCUUCAUUCCCUUUGGGCAAGUGGGGGGGGGCGACUUUAGGGGCCGGUACUUUCACUCUCAUCUUUUAGUCGCUAGAUGUUCGCCUCUGCGCACACACUACUACACUCUCCCCCCUCCCCAACAAGAAAAGAGAGGACCACUCUAUUCGUAUUAAGGUGGAUUUUUGGAAACACUUUCUUUCAGUGUCUUGUUCAUCGCCGUCGUGUGCGAAAGUGAUCGAAUUCGGUGCCUUUUUAUAUUUUGAAUUUUGAAAUUUUGACAAAAGGGAAUUUGAUUAUUUUUUAUCCAAACCAAAAAUGAGAAGUGAAAUUGUUGUGGGCGGUGAGAAUGGCAAAGAGCCUACUGAACCUUCAGUUUUAAUGUUGCAAAAUAUGGCGGUACAUCAUCAUCAUCAUCAGGAUCCUUGCUCGCGAUCCGUCAUCAUCCAUCCGCCGUCGCAUCAUCAAGUUGUUCAGCAACAAAUGGUGAACGAUGUCGUUCAUCCGCCAGUUUCAACAAUGUUUGCACCUCCUUUGCCCAUUCAGAAUGAGAGGAGAGAAUUUCGUGAGCCUGAACUCGAUAUAGAAUUUGACGGAACGACUGUCCUGUGCCGCGUUUGCGGAGAUAAAGCUUCCGGCUUCCAUUAUGGCGUCCAUUCGUGUGAAGGCUGCAAGGGUUUCUUCAGACGGAGCAUUCAACAAAAGAUCCAGUAUCGGCCGUGCACCAAGAAUCAGCAGUGCUCCAUUCUGCGCAUCAAUCGCAAUCGAUGCCAAUACUGUCGACUCAAAAAGUGCAUCGCUGUCGGAAUGAGCCGUGAUGCUGUUCGAUUUGGUCGUGUACCGAAGCGGGAAAAGGCCAAGAUUUUGGCGGCCAUGCAGUCGGUGAACGCCAGACUGGCUGAGCGUUCGCUUCCGGCCGAAUUUGCUGAUGAAGUUCAGUUGAUGCAAUCUGUCGUCCGUGCCCACAUGGAGACGUGCGAUUUCACCCGCGAAAAAGUCCAAAUUUUGAUGGCCGAUGCCCAUCGCCAGCCCAACUACACGGCCUGCCCACCCACUUUGGCUUGCCCGUUGAAUCCGACGCCAGCGCCUUCCAACGGCCAACAGCAAUUGCUGCAGGAUUUCUCCGAGCGCUUCCUUCCGGCCAUCCGCGAUGUGGUGGAAUUCGCCAAACGUUUGCCCGGCUUCACCCUAUUGGCCGAAGACGAUAAAGUCACGCUCUUGAAACCCGGAGUCUUUGAAGUACUUCUCGUUCGAUUGGCCGCCAUGUUUGACUCACAGAGCAACACCAUGCUGUGCUUGAACGGCCAACUACUAAGAAGGGACGCCCUUCACAAUUCGUCCAACGCCCGAUUUUUAAUGGAUUCCAUGUUUGAAUUUGCCGAGAGACUCAACAGCCUGGCACUUAAUGACUCUGAAUUGGGUCUCUUUUGCGCCGUUGUCGUCAUCGCUGCCGAUCGACCCGGAUUGAGGAAUGUGGAAUUGGUGGAGCGGAUGCAAUCGAAAUUGCGAUCCGUCUUGGAGAAUGUUUUGAAUCAAGCCCAUCCUGACAAGGCUGGACUCUUUUUGGAAUUGUUGCGCAAGAUUCCCGACCUGCGCACGCUCAACACCCUUCACUCUGAAAAAUUGCUGGCCUUCAAGAUGACUGAGCAACAACAACAACAGCAGCAACAACAACAACAACAUUAUAAUCAUCAUGCGCAGCAGCAGACUCCUCCCCCGACUGCCAGUCCUUGGCACAAUGACAGGGACAGCUACGACGAAGAAGGUGGCGCCAAGAGUCCGAUGGGAUCCGUGUCCAGCAGCGGCGCUGAAUCGAUUUGCUCCGGCGUCGAAGGCACCUCGUCGAUGAGCGAUUUGCCGCUAUUGGCCGCUGUUGCCGGAAGCGCUGUGCCGCUCAUGUCUGGCGGCUCACACCGACGCCGACUUCGCGGCCCGUCCGAGAACGGAUCAUCUUCCAUGUCGAGCGACGGUGAAGAAAUGGAUUCCACCGGCCGUUCUCUGAUGAGGAUGGUUGAAUCGCCUCCGCGGACCCACAGCGCUGGAGCCGGAAGCAAUGCUGGCAGCAGCUGCCCUUAUUCAAAGAUGCGCAAAUUGGAUUCUCCGGAUGAUUCCGGAAUCGAAUCGGGUGUGGAUCGCUACGAGAAAAUGUCGACGGCUUCCCGGUCGACCAACACGUCCCUUUGCUCAUCACCGCGCUCUUCACUGGAAGACAAAGUCAAGGAAGUGGAUGAGAUGCAACAUCAUCACCACCAUCAUCAUCAUCAUGCGGCUCCAUCGGCCGGUGGCCGUGUAGGCCAGUCGAGCGUCGACGACAUGCCCGUCUUGAAGCGAGUCCUUCAGGCUCCGCCUCUUUUCGACACCAACUCUCUGAUGGACGAGGCGUACAAACCGCACAAGAAAUUCCGGGCUCUGACGCGUUGCGCCGGAAGCAAAGGCGAAGAAUCGCCGAUGCGAGUGCCGGCCGUUAGCUCGCCUCCUCGCAGCUCGCCGACCUCUUCCUCUUCAUCGUCUACGUCGACCGUGAGCGUCUUGUCUGCGGCUCUCAGUUCCCCUCCGGGCACGUACUCUGCCCUGUGCAGUGCCUUGACGUCACCUCCGUCGACGUCGUCGUCUUCGUUGCUGGCGUCUUCGUUGUCUUCGGGCGUCGUCAGUUCGCUGACGUCGACCCACUCGACCCUGGCCCGUUCCCUGAUGGAAGGUCCCAAAAUGGUCAGCACCGAACAGCAGCGCCGCGCCGAUCUCAUCGUCGCCAACAUUAUGAAGGGCAACGUGACGGGCUCAUCGCCCACACCUUCAUCGUCCAGCCAAAACUAUUGUCUGUCACCCCUUUCCAGCAGCAGCAGCAGCAGUAACGGACAACAACAACAACAAAGAACCGUUUUGACUUCCGGUCCACUUUACGCCGGCUCAUCUUCGCCAUCUAGCUGGAAUUACCACCACCACCAGAGGUCGUCGCCAGUGUCUCCUCCACAUCACCACUCUAGCCCAAGUCCCAGCAGCAGCCGAAUUCCGCAACAACAACAACAACAGCAACAACAGCCGGAAUCGGUUUCUUCAGUUGGAGGCGAUUCACAACCGUUGAAUUUGUCGCUCAAGUCGCCCUCGUCGUCGCCGGCCAGGCCAACGACGCCAGUCACGCAACACAACAACACUCACUAUUUCCCCCUUCACGCCUAAAAAUGAUUGACGAAGAGUUUCUCUCACCGUACCUGUGGAUUGUGUGUGUAUGUGUGUGUGUGUGUGUGUGUUGGAUGGGGUGAGGAGGAGGAGGCAUGGGGGUGAUGGGGCAACUAUUAAGCGUAAGAGGAUCCCAUUUUUUGGUUGCAUCGUCAGCCGUGUUUUUGAUUCGAUCCCUUUCAACAACUACAACAACAACAACAGCAGCAAACAACCAACACCCUUUAAAAAAAAAAAUUCUUGUACAGAAUAAGAAACUGUAAACUAGUUCUUCGUUAUCACCAGCAUCAGUGUCGAUUAUUCUACUCGGUCUUUAUAUAAUUAUCUAUCCCCCCCCCCACACUCCCGACCGAAUCUUAUAUAUAUAUAUAUACAUAGUAUAUACACUUGAGUUUGAUGUUCUACAUGAUAUGAUCCAUUUUCCUCGUUCAAAUUGAAAGGAAAAACAAAAAAAAAACUCGAAUCGCGGAAUUUGCCUCGCUGUUAAACAGUCCCAUUUCGAAAUUGGCGCGCGCGCAUUUCUUUUAAAUUUUUCAAAAACUUUCUUUGCGGGAACAUUAUUUUUUCAUUUGCUGUGUUUAGCCGGUGGCGUCCAAGACGCAUUUUCUCUGUGCUGUAUUUUUUAUUUUGAAUCCCGACAACAAGGAAAGAGAAUGUUUGUUAAAUUAAAUCGCCCACUAUUUCGACGAGGUUAUUUCCUUCUUCGUAAAAAUUUAGAGAGAAGCCCUCUAUCAAGAAAUUGUCCGUGUAUCGUUUGUCGUCACACCUGCUCGACCUAAAAAAAUUUGUUUAAAAUAUUUUCAAUUUUUUUUUUCAUUUAAAAAUUAAUUUCCCGUACAACUCCCGUACGAGCAUGUGACGGUCGAUCUCGACAUGAUUUUUUCUUUUUUCGUUUCAUAAUUUUAAAUUUGUCCCCUUAAACAAACAAAAACAAAAAAAAAAAGAAAACAAUUUCGUAUGCUUUUGUGAUUUUUACGACGGACAACCCAUUUCCUGUGAACGACAGAGUGAGAGAGAGUGAUGGAAGGGUUUGAAAACAUUUGGGCAGGAGCUCCUUCCAUGUUUACCGUGUGUGAGUGUGGCAAUCGUAUUGAUGAUUGUUUUAUCCCAGUGGAAGACACACCUUUUUCUUCGUAUGUUUUACACCCCCUAUCUUUAUAUAUAUUAUAUAUAUAUAUAUAUAUAUAUUAUUACAACAAAAAAAUCUAAUAGUGUGUCAAUUUUUGUGUUUCUGUCAACAUUUCGGGGGUCUCUUUUUCGGAUUGGUUGAGGGGAGGGCAAAAAAACAAAAACCGAGUGAUGGAUAAAACUUUUUUCUUUUGUCAAGUUUCCCUUUUUCUAAAUUGUAACUUGUGUCCAUGAGUUGCAAUGCACUCGGAAUUUCUGUACUUUUUUAUUUCGGUUUUUGUGUUUUUCUGUGGGAAUUAUGGAAACAAAAGUGAUUUUCUCUCUCUGUCGUUUACUUUCAAAAUUCUGUUUUUCAAUUGUUGCGUGUUUCGGUUUUCUAUUUGCAAAUUCUUUUUCUGUUGAUCGAAAGAAAUUGUCAUCCUCCCUACCCUCCAUAUAUAAUUCUAUAACGGAAUGCCUGUGUAAUGUGUGUGUAUCUGCGGAAAAAAUUUCAAAACUGUACGUGCCGUGUGUUCUCUAAUGACCGGUUAAUGUAGCGCAUUUCACGUGCGCAAUCUAGACAUUACAAUUAUGCAAGAAUGUCAAA